Molecule: messenger RNA, 1658 nt
Organism: Austrofundulus limnaeus
Lineage: Eukaryota; Metazoa; Chordata; Actinopteri; Cyprinodontiformes; Rivulidae
Product: partitioning defective 3 homolog
Biological process (GO): establishment or maintenance of epithelial cell apical/basal polarity; cell adhesion; microtubule cytoskeleton organization
Cellular component (GO): apical junction complex; cell cortex; adherens junction
Molecular function (GO): phosphatidylinositol binding
Source: RefSeq, a predicted model, not a curated record
GAUCCAAGCCAAGACCAGGGAGCUGAGGGAGCGUCAAGCCCGGGAGCGGGACUACGCCGAGAUUCUGGACAUUAGUCGUACCCCCGAGAGGUCCUCCGAGGAGGACCACCUGUACUCGGGCGUGAACCCCCUGAACAGCUCCGUGGACAGCGGCCACAGCCGGCCACACAGCCCCCGGGACGAUUACCCCCACACCCACCACCAGCAUCAGCACUCCGACAGCCUCUACACCCAGAUCAGCAAAGUUCGCAACGAUCGGCCUCCGUCUACGGACAGUAACCGACUGACCCCCAGCAACCAUGACCGGAUACAGAGGCUGAGGCAGGAGUUCCAGCAGGCCCAGAACGUCCCGGAAGACCCGGAUGACCGCCGGAGGACCUACAGCUUCGAGCAGACCUGGUCGAACACAAACAGCAACGGUCCGGGCGGCUACAGCCAGCCGGGUCGCCACUCGGUGUCCGUGGAGGUGCAGAUGCAGCGACAGAGGCAAGAGGAGAGGGACUCGUUCGCCCAGGCGCAGCGGCAGUACAGCUCCCUGCCACGACAACCCAGGAAGAACCCCAGCACAGUCUCUCAGGACUCCUGGGACAAGGUGUACCCACCAGGCGAGGUCUUCCAGACCGCCAAGGACAACCCCAGGUACUCCAGCUACCAGGGCUCCAGAAACGGCUACCCGGGCGGUGGCGGGGUCAACGCCAGAGUCCUCCUGGAGGCCCAGGAGCUCCUGAGGCAGGAGCAGCGCCGCCGGGAGCAGGAAGCCAAAGGAAAGUUGAUGCAAGAGGGCGGAGCCAACAGCAGCUACGAGGGGUACGCCGCGCACCCGAAGGACCCGGCGUCCCCGAAGGGUCCGUACCGCCACGACGUCCCGCCGUCGCCUUCGCAGUUAGCWAGGCUCAACAGGCUGGGGUCGGAAAAAGGACGACUUUUUUACUCUUGAGGAUUAUUCCUCGACUGAAGGAUGAAUGUAGAGAGCGACGGCGAGGGAGAACGCCAUGAACCUGAACGAAGGACGGCUUUAGAGAUCUUGUUGAUCCUCCUCCUCGCUGUUCUCCUAUCCCGGGUGUCCCCCCGCCCUCCAACCACGAGACGCUCAGUGCCUUCUCUGUAUUCACGAACARGGAGCUCCUCGAGAACCCCGYCACCUCUACGGACCGACAAUCAAARGGGAAAACYGGCGAGGGAGUGGGCGUGAGUUUCUGCGUGGGCGCGUGACGAGGUUCUCGUCUCCCGACCACCCGUCCCACCUGUCGCCAACGCUCGGCUCGUUCUCUGAAAAUCUGCCCCUCUUUCCUCCUGAGGGAGCGCAGGAUCCACGGCGAAGUGUGGGAAGUAAAGCAGGCCACAGUGUGUGUUAUUAAUACAAGCCCCGCCCCCUUCAUGAAUGAUUCAUGUUGUGUUUUCGUGGUGGAGGAGGCUCGGACAGCUCUGAUCUUCUGCAUGGCUCUCCUUUUCCUUUUUUUUUUUUUGUUCUCCUUUCUUCUACCUCAACACCUCCCCUCUCACCCCUCCUCUUUCACUCACUUCUUCUCCUCCCUCCUCCUCCUCCUCGUCUCCCGAGUCGAGCUCUGCACUGAAUUUUUCAUCAGAAGCCACCUGCUGCCUGCRAGAGCCAAAGCACGCUGCCACCAGAGGCGCCGACACAGGGCCCAGCUCCUGAC